Molecule: messenger RNA, 1456 nt
Organism: Diprion similis
Lineage: Eukaryota; Metazoa; Arthropoda; Insecta; Hymenoptera; Diprionidae
Product: putative peptidyl-prolyl cis-trans isomerase dodo
Exons: 3
Coding region: 91-555 (154 amino acids)
Cellular component (GO): cytosol; nucleus
Molecular function (GO): peptidyl-prolyl cis-trans isomerase activity; protein binding
Source: RefSeq, a predicted model, not a curated record
UAGGAAUAGGUCCGAAGUUCCAUCGCUACGGGAUCACAGUCUGAUCCAAGGAACAUCGGAAUUGAGACAAAAUAAUUUUGUUGGGUAACAAUGGCGGACGAAGAGCUACCAGCGGGCUGGGAAAAACGGUUGAGCAGAACGACUGGCCAACAUUACUACUUGAAUAUUUAUACAAAAGAGAGUCAGUGGGAUGUACCUGACAAACCAGCAGAGGGACCUAAGGAAGUGCAGUGCUCGCACCUGCUAGUGAAACAUGCUGGCUCUCGACGGCCCUCGUCGUGGCGGGAAGAAAAUAUUACCAGAACUAAGGAAGAAGCGCUAGAACUUGUCAAGUCAUAUAGAGAGCAGAUCGUUUCCGGUAAAGCAACGUUCGCUGAACUUGCGUCAAAAUACAGUGAUUGCAGUUCUGCAAAACGUGGUGGCGACCUUGGACCGUUCGGUAGAGGUGCGAUGCAGAAACCAUUCGAGCAGGCUGCGUUUGCUCUUAGAGUUGGAAAGCUCUCGACUCCUGUUCACACGGACAGUGGCGUGCACAUAAUUCAUCGCACGGCUUAAUCGAUCGUCUAGACCGUAUCUGCUGCUAAGAAAUUAACGAAUUAUUGUAUCAUCACUAAUAGAUUCAUUGAACUAUUCAUUUUUAAUAUUAAUCAACUAGUCUAAUUGUAGUAGCCAAGAUACCGAAUCACUCAAAAAUAUUCUUAUAAUAGUUUAAUCCUCCAAAUUGCCCGCUGAAAUAAUUUCAGGAUGAUAUUAACUCCUUCUACCGAGUCACCAGCGAGUGUAACAAUAUUUACUUCCGCCUAGUGUGUAUGAAAACGAUUAUUGAAAAGUAAAAAUUAGUAAUAAAUUAUUCCGAAUGAUUUCAAGCAAUUGCACCACAUUCCAAUUUUUCAGAUUCAAAUAAAAUUCGUAAAAAGUAAUUUAAUCCAAAGAUGUUGCACUUUCAAUUUACCAAUUGGCAGUUUUGUAUUUCUUUUUUGUUGGUUUCAACUUAUUUUCUAUCGGCUGUAAAAUGAAAUUAAUGUUUCACUUGCAAUGAUUCCAAUUGUUGCUUCUUCACUGUGAGAAAAAUUUUGCAGAGAAAAGUUUAAAAAACUUAUUUUUAUUUUACUUUUCAUAAAAAAUAUUGUUAUUGGAAUGCCUAAAAUACGUGUAAAUAAAAUGUUUAGCUCAAUGAAUUUGAAGCAUCACCGGCUGAAGUUGAAUUGACAUUCAAAACAGCAAAACAUCCGUUUAGUAAUAAUAAUUUAUGCUGAUUAACAUAUGGGAGGAAUUUGUAAUUUGUGAAUUUACUUUGUAAUAGGCUAGUGUUCAGUUCGUAAUCAUGUCCAUUUGUAUAGUUGUUAUCCUUAAUAUCAUGAAAUUUUUCUUAAAUCUGUGCACCUGGGAUAUAUUAUGUUUGUGUUUAUAUAAGUUAUAACUAAACUAAGUAAAAUAAAUCGUAUUUACUUUGUUA